UGUCCCUCGGACACAGCAGAUCAUCAAUCACGGAAAGAGCCAAAGAUGUCGGCUCGGUCAUGUGACCAGCCGUGUCCAAUCACAGCUGAUCACAUGGGACAUGUACACUGAUCAUCAGAGCACUGAUGAUCUGUGUAGCCCCAGCAGUGCCAUCUGUCAGUGUCCAUCAGUGCCACAUUUCAGUGCUACCAGAGCACAUCAAUGCCACAUAUCAGUGCCCAUCUGAGCUGCCUUUCAGUGUCACACAUCAGUUCCAGUCAGUGUCACCUAUCAAUGCUGUCAAUCAGUGCCACCUGUUAGUGCCCGUCAGUGCUGCCUAUCAGUGUUGCCUAACAGUGCCAGUCAGUGCCACCUAUCACUGCUGCCAAUCAGUGCCACCUGUCAGUGCCCAUCAGUGCUGCCUAUCAGUG
Staurois parvus is the source of this 410-nucleotide messenger RNA. Lineage: Eukaryota; Metazoa; Chordata; Amphibia; Anura; Ranidae. The record is from the annotation of a GenBank genome assembly.